Messenger RNA from Closterium sp. NIES-67, 6817 nucleotides. NCBI's taxonomy places the organism in Eukaryota, Viridiplantae, Streptophyta, Zygnematophyceae, Desmidiales, Closteriaceae. The record is from the annotation of a GenBank genome assembly.
GAUCAGGUCCCUCCAGUUUUUUCUGGCAUCUCGCCAGCAUGAUGAGCCUAAUCUUCCACCCCUAGUAUCUCUCGAUCGAUUCGAAUGCGCUUAUUAUGCCCGUCGGGCUAACUUGCACCAUAGUCGCUUGUACAACCAGCUGACGGUUUCCACCCACUCUGGGUCGCAUUGCUCCCGUUGUCGGAAUUAUUUGCAAGAGCUACUACUUGUGCUACUGGCGGUACGUGUCAAGGGCUUCUCCACGCGGUCGUUACGGCCGCCGCACGGCGACACGUGCACAGCGGCGUGUGUGUGAGGCGACGGUAGCCGACAACACUGACUAAACCAACUCCGGCGGCGGCGGUUCGCAUCUCGCGGCGCGUCGAUUUGUCCGCCCAACAAGACGCUCCACGACCCCGCGCAAAGGCCGAAGAGGCGCAAAGGAGCGCAGCCGGGGAUCUCCCCACGCGCGGAGACUCCGCCGUCAUGAUGGAGGAAAGCGCAGCGGCGGAACCUCCACCGCCGCCGCCGCCCGCGCGCCGCCGCCGUCAGCAGAGCGUGCUGGAGCUCUUCCAGUCUGCCCUGUUCGCGCCGAAAGGCCGUCCAACGCGCGCGCGCGGCGCAUCAGCCGCUCCGCUCGUUUCCCGCGAGGCGGAGCUGGGCGCCGCCGGCGCUGAGCCACCGACCGCGGCGACUGCAUCUUCCGCCACCCCGGGCGCGGAAGACGCCGCGAGCGGAACCGCCGCCGCCGCUCGUGCCGCCGGUGCAUCGGCGGCACCGGCGGUUACUGCUGGCGGCGGAGAUGGCGGGGAUGGCGGAUCUGGCGGAGCUGGCGGAGUUGGCGGAAGCGCUAGAGGUGUGUCGGCGGAGGUCCUUCUCGCCGUGGGCGGAAUGGCGUGCGCGGCGUGCGCCGCCUCCAUUGAAAAAGCGCUUCUGCGCCUCGAGGGCGUGUCGGGCGCAACCGUCUCCGUUAUAAGCGAGCGCGCUAAGGUCACAUUCGACAACACGGUGACGAACGAGGACGAAAUAGCGAACGCUGUCGAGGACGCGGGAUUUGACGUCAGCAUCGUCUCCUGCACCACCGCCGCCGCACCUCCCGCAGCCGGCGGCGCCGCCGGCGGAAGCGCCAACAACGCAGCAGGCGACGCGGCGGCGGCCGCCGCGACGGGAGCGGCAGCAAGCGCGGGAGGGCUUCCCAAGUCGAUGGGUGGGGCGCGCGCGAUCCGCUUCCGCGUGCCGGCGGCGGAACUCCACGCGGAACCUCAAGUUGCGCCGCUGGCGGCGGAACCGGCCGCUGGCUCCGCAGGGGCAGCUUCCGCCGGCGUAUCCCUGGAGAGAACGCUGCAGAUGACCCCUGGGGUGCUGUGCGCGUCGGUGACUCCGAGCCGCAGCAAGCGAGACGAGCUCGAAGCGCACGUUGUCUACACCGUCUCCCCUUCCUCCGCGCCCGGCGCGUCCCCCGCGUCCCCCGCUUCCUCCGCUUCCCCCGGUUCCGCCCCGCCCUCCGCUUCCGCCGACCUUUCGCCUCCCCCCGCUUCCCUCUCCCCCGCCGCGCUCCUCGCUAUCAUCCACGCGGCGGGGUUCCCUUCCGCGACCCUUCUCUUCGACUCCCCCUCCCCCUCCCCCGCCUCCGCCUACUCUGGCGGCUCCGGCUCCUCUGGCUCUUCUGGGUCGCAGCAUCAGCAGGUGCGCUUCCACCUUAAGGGCCUCUCCGAGACUGCUUUAGUAGCUACUAUAGUAGGUACUACCUCCGCGCCCGAGGCGCCGGCGAAACACGCGAUGUCCGCCUCCUCCCCGCCUCUCACGUUCUCCCCCCACCUCUCCGCCACCCUCCCCCUCCCCACCUUCAUCGAAGCUUCCCUCUGCCUCCUCCCCGGCGUUUCCGCAGCAGCAGUCAACGCUCCCAACCAACACGUCACCGUCUCUUUCAACCCCGAUAUAAGCGGCCCCAGGACUCUCCUAGAGGCGCUACACGCGGGCCUAGUCCUAACCGGGCGCCUGGAAAAAGUCGAACUGGCGGACAGGGAGGGGGGGGGACUGGGCGGAAGCGCGGGGUCGAAGCAGCGGAGGAGGGAGAUCCAGAAGCUAUGGCGGCAGUUUAUGUGGAGUCUGGUAUUUUCUGUGCCGGUGUUUCUGCUGGCCAUGGUGCUGGAUCGGAUUCCGCCCUUCAAGGACUGGCUUAUGUAUCGGAUUGUCAACUGCCUCACCGUGGGAGCCCUAUCCCGUUGCAUCCUCACCAUCCCCAUGCAGUUCAUCAUCGGCUGGCGCUUCUACGUGGGCGCGUACUACGCUCUGAAGCGCCGGUCCGCCAAUAUGGACGUGCUGGUCGCCAUUGGCACCAACGCCGCCUUCUUCUACUCAGUCUUCAUCCUCAUUGCCUCCGCCGUCACCCCCCCGACGCUCCUGGCCCCACCUGCUGCUGCUGCUCCCCCGGCCACCCUGCCCCCCCCGGGCCCACCGGCAGCGUCCUCGUUAGAAGCAGGUUCGGUAGUACCAGGAGUAGCGCCGCUGCCCCCUGGUGCUGCUUCUGGGUUCAAUGCGUCUAGGGCCAACUCGUCUAGGGUCGAGCUGACGGGUACUGGUGGUGCUGUUAGCAGGGGAGAUGGCUUCGCAGGGUUGACAGAGGGUAAUUGGGAUUGGAUUAACGCUGUUAAUAACAGGAACCAGCGCCCCACCCAAACUGCCACUACUGCUAGUGCUGCUGGUGGUGGUGGUGCUGCUGCUGCUGCUGGGUCUUCCUCUCCCCGCCUCUCCGCCCGCAUUCUGCACGCCCUGCGCCUAGCCGUGCCCCCCCGCCUGCUGGCGGCUGUGCGCCGGCAGGAGCUGGCUGGGCGCCUCAGGGCCGAACAGCUGAGAGCUGAGCGGUCCUUGAAGGCUGAACGGUCCCUGGAGGCCGAACGCUCUCUGGAGCAGUCUUUGGUCGGGCGGGUGCAUGCGGCGCAAUCCCGUGCUGAGAGUAUGAGGAAGGAGCGCGCGCUAAGAGCUGCUGGUGCGGCUCCUGAUGCUGCUGCUUCUGGUGCUGCUCCUAACGUGACUCCCUAUGCCAACACGGUAGGCGUAAGUGGCAGUAGUGGUGGUGGUGGUGGCAGCAGUGGUGGCGGCAGUGGUGGCAUAAGUGGCAGCAGCACCGUUGCGGCUGCUGUUAGCAGGAGCGGAGGGAGCAAUGUGGCAAGGCGCAACAGCAGCAGUACCAGACCCAGCACCCGCACCGGCACCAACAGCAGCAGCAGCCGUGGGGGUAUGCAGGCAGGAGCAGCAGGAGCAGCCGGCGCAGCCGCAGCAGGAGCAGCAGCAGCAGAAGCAGAAGCAGCAGGAGGCAUGAGUCAAGGUCAGGGAGAGGGAGAAGGGGGAGGAGGAGAGGACGAGAUGGAGGUAACCUACGCGUACGCUGGGAUCGAUUUCUUUGAAACAAGCGCGCUGCUGAUCUCGUUCAUCAUCCUCGGAAAGUACCUGGAAGCUCUGGCGCGAGGCAAGACUAGCGAUGCUAUAGGGAAGCUGCUUAAGUUAGCUCCUGACACUGCUACUCUGCUAGAGGUUGAAUAUGAUUUGGAGGAGGAAGAGGAGGAGGAGGGGAAAGGCGGAGGGAAGGGGGGGGCGGUGUUGGAGAUUAAGGAGAGUGGUGGUGGGGGUGGUGCUGGUGCUGGUAACCCUACCCGUGCUGUGGUUACCACGACUAGCAGCGGCAGCAGCGGUUACGGUUACACGGAAUCAGGGAGAAGGGAGGGGAGCUUUAUGCAUAUGAUACAAGCAAACUAUAGCUUUCAGUCUGUUGAUGACGUGGCACUCUUUGAUUCGGCGCGACAGGUUGGAUUCAGCUUCAAAUCUGAGGCGUCCCUUGAUAUGAGCAUGCCGGCACUAGAUGCACACAUAAGGGAGGGGGACAUGAGCUUUGAGUCGAGCGAUUCUGGACCGGUUUAUUAUGGAGGAGGAGGAGGAAGGAGGGAUGGGAUGGGUGGGAGGGUGGGGGAGGGCGGGGAGGGAGAGGAGGCGAGGGGGUUGGUAGAGGGGGAGGAGAAGAGGGUUUACGAGCUGGGGGUUAUGGAUGGUGGGUGUGAUAGUGCAGAGGAGAGUGGGAGCGAGGAGGGGGGACAGGGGACUGCCAGGAAGGAAGGGAAAGAGGGUAGGGAGGAGGGGAUAGGGGGGGAGGUGGAGGAGGAGGGUAAGUGCGGUAAGGAGGGUAUAGAUGGCAAGGAGGUGAAGGAGGGGGGUGAGAUGAGGGUGGUGGGCGAGAGGGAGAUUGAAGCCGCGUUGAUCCAAAGGGGCGACAUCAUUCGAGUGGUGCCCGGAGCCAAGAUCCCCACGGACGGCGUCGUGGUGUGGGGGCACACUUAUUUGAACGAGAGCAUGAUCACUGGGGAGUCCCGCCCAGUGCUGAAGGAAGCCGGUUCGGACGUGAUAGGCGGAACGCUCAACCUGGGGGGCAGCAUCCACGUGCGCGCCACCAGGGUGGGCGGGGAGACGGCCCUCGCACAGAUCGUGCAGCUGGUGGAGGCGGCUCAGAUGGCCAAAGCUCCCAUUCAGAGGGUUGCUGAUAGAAUUUCAGCUAUUUUCGUUCCAACGGUGGUCCUCAUCGCCCUCAUAACCUUCGUGCUGUGGCUGGUCACCGGCUACGUGGGCGCCUUCCCCUCCUCCUGGCUGCCCCAGGGGAUGACCCUCUUCGAGCUCGCCCUGCAGUUCGGGAUCUCCGUACUCGUUAUAGCGUGCCCCUGCGCGCUCGGGCUCGCUACCCCCACUGCUGUGAUGGUGGCGACUGGGAUCGGCGCGCAGCAAGGAAUCCUCAUCAAAGGGGCCGACGCACUGGAGAGAGCACAUAAAAUCGAGACAGUGGUCUUUGACAAGACAGGCACGCUCACCCAAGGCCGGCCCAGCGUCACCUCCUGCUCGCUCUUCUCCUCCCGCGUCUCCCAGUCCGAGCUACUCGCCAUCCUCGCUGCUGCUGAGGUGAGCAGCGAGCACCCUCUAGCCAAGGCCAUAGUGGACUACUGCCUCUCCUCCCCCCACAUGCCCAAGACCUUCCCCAACCUCUCCCACAUCCCCCUCCCCUCCUCCCCACCCUCCUCCUCCCUGCCCUCCUCCCUGCCCUCCUCCCACACUCCUCCCACUCUUCCGUCUACUCUUCCCUCCACUCUCCCCCUUUCCUCCUCUGCCUCCCCUCUCCCCCACUCCUCGUCCCCCUUCCCUUCCUCCUUGUUCCUCCACCACUACUCACCGUUCUCCAUCCCUUCAUCCACCUCCCUUCACCCUUCCCCCCAUCGAUCCGUCGUCUCCCAUCCAUCCCCCAACUCCACUCUAUCAUCCACACCCGAUCACCCUCCUGCCACUGCCACCACCAAUACCAUCGCUUCCCACGACCCCGCUCCUUCCAAGAAGCUUCUGCACACUCUCCCCCCUGCGGAGGAAUUUGAGGCGAUCGCAGGGCACGGCGUGGUGUGUCGAAUCAACGGGCGCCACGUGGCAGUGGGGAACCUAAAGCUCAUGAGGACGAGCACUGUCGUUAUGUGCAACGGACCGGCCUCGGGUCAAGGGGAGAACGGCUCACAGGCAAAUACCACAUGCGGCACAGAAAGCAGGCCAGACAACACCACCACUACUGGUACCACCGCCAGCACCAGCAGCACCACUACCACCACGGUCACCUCCACCACCAGCACCACCACAGACCCCUCUUCCCUCCCUCCUCUCCCCCGGGGCGUGCUCGAAUGGCUGGAAGAAACCGAAGCAGGGGCAGAGACCGACGUUCUGAUCGCCCUAGACGGCCACAUCAUUGGGGGUGUCUCUGUCUCUGACCCAGUCAAACCCGAAGCAGCAGCCGUGGUGGGGAUAAUCCAAGGCAUGGGUAUGCGUGCAGUGAUGGUGACAGGAGAUAACUGGGGCGCGGCGAGGGCGGUGGGGAGAGCAGUGGGGAUCGAAGGGGAGGAUGUAGUUGCUGAGGCUUUACCAGGGGAUAAGGCCUCGUUUGUGAAGAGGGUUCAGGGGGAGGGGAAGCAGGUGGCAAUGGUGGGAGACGGGGUGAAUGACUCUCCUGCUCUUGUUGCUGCUGAUGUGGGAAUCGCCAUCGGGGCGGGGACGGAUAUUGCGAUCGAGGCGGCGGAUAUUGUCCUUAUGCGGUCGUCUCUCGAAGACGUCGCGACAGCCGUUGAUCUCGCGAGGACCGCGCUUCGACGGAUCAGAUUGAACUACGUCUGGGCGUUCGGGUAUAACAUCACGGGUAUCCCCAUUGCAGCGGGGGUACUCUUCCCAACUGCCCUGCGGCUGCGCCUCCCCCCGUGGGUUGCAGGUGCUGCUAUGGCUCUGUCUUCAGUGAGUGUCGUCUGCUCCUCCCUCUUGCUGAGGCUUUACAAGAGGCCAAGGAAACUUGACCUGAUAAAGCUCGAGGUAGACAAGCGAGGGUAAAGCUUUUUGUUUCAUUUCUAUUGGGGGAAGGGGGGGGAGGGGAGGUGGACCUUUUGACAGGUGAUGCUGCUGCUAUGGCUUUACAAGAGUCCAAGGAAACUUGACCUGGUAAAGCUUGAGGUAGAGAAGUAAAGAGUAAGGUGUGGUUUGGGUUUCUCUUAUCCAUUGCUUACUUUGCCGGGAGUAAGGCAGGUCCCUAGGCCAACGCAUCUUGACCUGUCUGCUCUGCCCGCAGUGACUGGGCCAGCUGCUUGCUUGCCCCCUCAUUGCCCCCUUGCCCUGCUGCUGCUGCUGCUGCCGCCACUACUGCAGCCAUCCCAGGCCAAGACAGCUUGACCUAAUCUAGUCACCGCUGGUCCAGCUGAUUAGAAUAGAGGGGGUUGGGUUACUUAGAUUUUGUGUGCAUGUACACAUGGUACUGAUCCCAUUUGUAGCAUGCUUUAUG